This is a messenger RNA of Ostrinia nubilalis (European corn borer), 3321 nucleotides long. RefSeq names its product guanine nucleotide-binding protein-like 1 (gene Ns4). The record is from RefSeq and is a predicted model, not a curated record. Bases 209 to 1876 code for a protein of 555 amino acids. Gene Ontology annotation, molecular function: GTPase activity; GTP binding. The transcript is spliced from 12 exons. Lineage: Eukaryota; Metazoa; Arthropoda; Insecta; Lepidoptera; Crambidae.
UUGAAGCAAUAAAGACUAAUAACGUUCACGAUAAAUCUAGAAAGUAAAUGAAUUUGACAAAUCGGUUUUUUCUGUCCUUUUGUCGUAGUUUCGAAUGCGACAAAAACUUAAUUUUUUGGAAAAUUACAGGAUUUACAGGUAAAAAUCCAUUUUCUACUGAAAAUUCGUGCAAGAACAAGAUUAAUACGGCAUAAGCCAAUUUUCAAGGAUGCCGCAAGCCCGUAGAAAAACGCCGUUUAGCGGCAAGGCGAAGAAACAGCAGCUACAAGCAAAGAAGAACAAAACUUUGCUGCUUUCAACAUCGUCCGGCACAAGCACCUGCGAGGUGGUCUCCGUAAACUACCAGCCGCGCAACCGUGGUGGGAGGGGAGACUCCAACCGGUACGCCCUCAAGUUCUACCGGGAGACCGACGAAGAUCUGUUUCUGAAGAAAGAGGAUGCUGCCAAGGCCCUCAACCCAGUCCCUGAGAAGGAACUAGAAGUUGACCCGACGGACUUCUUCCCGUCCGACCUGUCGUUCCCGAAGCGACCGGCAUGGGACUUCAGCAUGAGUCCUGCUCAGCUGGACGCGCAGGAACAGAGGUAUUUCAAGAACUACGUAGACCAGCUGCAAGCCUCCGAGCACUGGAAGGAUAUAUCCUACUUCGAAUUAAACUUGGAGACGUGGCGGCAGCUGUGGCGAGUGCUGGAGAUGUGUGACGUACUACUGCUGAUUGUGGACGUUAGAUAUGCUGGCAUGAUGUUCCCUCCAUCACUAUACCACUACGUGGUCACGGACCAGAAGAAGAACAUGAUAGUUGUUCUGAAUAAGAUAGAUCUGGUCCCAGCUUCCGUGGUGGCCGCCUGGCAUGACCACCUGACCACAACCUGUCCCGGGUUACGGGUGGUGUAUUUUACCUCUUGUCCCGGGUAUAAUUUGAGGGGCGCUAGCAGUGAUAAAGCUGGGCUGCAAGUCCGACGCCGCAAAGGCCGCCAACAAAUGUGCGUAGAGGGAGCCACUAAAAUCUUGGAAGCGUGCAAAGACAUCGUUGGCUCUGACGUGGACUUAUCUUCUUGGGAUAAGAAGAUCAAAGAAGAAGCGGAAAUUGAGACAGAGGAUGAUGAGCAGACUGAAGUUGGCGAGACAAUCCUAGAAAAGGCCGACACAUCGUUCUACACGCACGAACGGUACAAAAAUGGCGUCCUCACUAUCGGCUGCGUGGGACAGCCCAACGUUGGGAAGUCGUCCCUGAUGAAUGCCAUCAUGGGACGUAAGGUCGUCUCAGUUUCCAAGACUCCGGGACAUACGAAACACUUCCAGACGAUUUUUCUGACUCCACAGGUCCGUCUAUGCGACUGUCCUGGCCUGGUAUUCCCUUCGAAGGUGCCGCGGCCUAUCCAGAUUCUCAUGGGGUCUUACCCCAUAGCACAGCUUAGGGAACCAUACACAACCAUCAGGUACCUAGCAGAAAGGCUAGACUUGCCCAAGCUGUUGCGUAUGGAUCACCCAGAGAAUGACGACGUCUGGUCUCCGAGAGAUAUAUGCGAUGGCUGGGCCAAGAAACGAGGGUAUCUCACUGCUAAGGCGGCCAGGUUAGAUACAUACAGAGCAGCUAACAGCCUUCUCAGGAUGGCGCUAGACGGCAAGAUAUGCCUUUGGUUGAGACCACCAGGCUUCGCAGAGCGAAAAGACCACUUCGAAACCUGCCCAGAAGUGAAGUACGUCAAAUGGGUGCAGGCUUUAACAUCAUCAGCUGACAAGCAAGACACUCCAGUGACAUCUUCAAGUGAGAAUGACGAUUCCAAUGGUUCAGAAGCCGAAGAGAGCGGUGACGAUGAUGAUGAUGAUGAUGUUGGAGUCGCUAAGAACAGAUUCAUGGCGCUUUUGGACGAGUAAAUAGCAUUUAACCCUUAAUUGGUCAGUUCACUUACAGUUUCUAUUUGAAUUUGGACCUUAACACAAGGGAAUAUCAAACCAAAUCAUUUCACCUAUUUACUUUUAUGAAAUUCUAAAAAAUGUGCUUAUUAGCUAAAUCACAUUUUACCCUUAAUUGGACAAGUCUCUUUCAAUUUUAAUUUCAUUAUAGACUGCAACGAAACUGACCAGUUCAAAUCGGUUUCAAACUGGUCGCGUCAUGUGUGGUCUCUCAACGGACGCUAUGGCAGAAACUUAGAUGCAACUCCAAAGUAAUUAGAAGUUGCAGUUUCGUUGCAGUUGCGUUUCACCGUGUGUUCUGGGCCUAACAGAUAUUGGAGAGGUUAAAAACCGAUUCAUGGCGCGUUUAGACAAGUAUAUCAACAUUUAACCCUUAAUUGGACUAGUCAAAAUUUGUCAUUUCAUUUUGGACCUUAUCACAAAGGAAUAAAAGUCAUAAAGUAUUAUAAAAAGUACUUGAUUUUGAUAUGGUAUCUCUUUCGCCCCCAUUUUUAAGAACUUGUCAAUUCGAAUUGCCUCAGUUGGGAAUUGAAUCCACGAUCUUUCGCUUGUCGGGCGGCUCCUCUGACCUAUUGAGAAAAUAAAUGACUGCAGUUUAAUUUUUUAAAGUUACAUAAAAUUCUUUUAAAAAAGUUCCUUUUUAACCGACUUCAGAAAGACGGUUCUCAAUUCGACUGUAUUUUUUGUAUGUUUCAAGUCAAUUAAUCGAUUGCCACAGGUGGGAAUCGAACCAACGACCUUUUGAUGGGUGAUUGCUUUUAUAAUUUUAUAUUUGUAAGACUGAAAGUAAAUGGCAUCUACUAACCAGUAGAAUUUAUAAGAUUCCAAUCUUUCGAUCAUAAAGGUAUAGAUCGUUUCAUCCACGAAGACGCGCCCCACCAUUCUUCCGCUAAUGUUUGAGUGUUAUCGGUACACGCUAAAUGAUCCAUGAGUGCACACGCACACUACAGUAAUGCCUUACGGAUUGCUCGGACCACACUCCCCGCACCCCGCGCGACCGAGACCAAACAUUGGUGGGCGCGGCCGAGUGGAUGAAACGAACUAUAGUCUGGUCUGCGAGCACGUAUAAUUUUGUCCAAUGAUCCCAAGCUACCCAUCCUUAUCGCUCGCGCGUAAUUAUGUUGCUGUCGCGCUCGCACACUCACUGCGGGCGCCCGUCGCACAGUCGCGACAGCAAUAUAAUUACGGAUGGGUAGCUCAGGGUCAUUGGAUAAAAUUCUACGUGCUCGCAGACCGGGCUUUAUCUAUAGCAGGAAGGCGCUGGAUGCAGGCCUCUACCAACCGUUCAAUAUGGAAAUUAUUGCGGGAGGCCUAUGUUCAGCAGUGGACGUCCUGUGGCUGAAAUGAUGAUGAUUAUCUUUCGACUAAAUUAUCGUGAAUUUGACUCGGAUUUGAAAUAUUUCACC